Porites evermanni is the source of this 2804-nucleotide messenger RNA. NCBI's taxonomy places the organism in Eukaryota, Metazoa, Cnidaria, Anthozoa, Scleractinia, Poritidae. The record is from the annotation of a GenBank genome assembly.
AUGUGUGAAAUGGACACGGAUAGUGCGUAUAUCGCCAUCUCAGGGGAAAGUGUAGAAAGUUCAGUGAAACCCGAACUAAGAGUUAAGUUUUAUCAAGAUAAGUGCAACUGGCUUUUAAGAGCUGAUACGCCUGAACAGAAAGCCUAUGAUAAGAGAAAGCCAGAGUUAUUUAAAGUAGAGUGGGAAGGACAAGGAAUCAUUGGUUUGUGUAGUAAAUGUAGUAGUACUGUACUGCAGUACUGUUUUGGGGCGAAAGAUAAGUUUUCUUGCAAAGUGGUCAAUAAAAAAUGUAACGACAUUAACAAAGAUAAAUAUGAUUCUCAUGAUCUGAUUAUUCAUUGCUUUUAUAUGUGUAUUUUAUAUUGUUGUGAAGGCCGUAAGUUAGAUUAAGAUUUACAAUCGUACAUUCAAAAACACAAAUAAAGUUUCCAUCAUUCUACUCCGAGCGAGAGGCACAUCAACUACAUCGCCCUAUUGGAUCGAUCACCAUAGUUCAGACAACCAUAAUAAGCUAAAGAUGGCGUCCAACAUUCCCAUUUCUCUAGUGAGGGCGAAAGCAGAUAACUUCCAGCAGGAGAAACAAAAGUCAAGACAUUUGUCAAAAGACACCAUAUCGUUGGAGUAGACCAUCAGUGCUCCUCCAUUCUCGAAAACGCCUUGUGUUAGACAUUGAAACUUUGUCCCGCAGUUUGGGCAAAAUUCUUCGGAGGAUGUUCCUUCGCCAUAUUUCUUUUUUAACUGUGUCACAAUUGAGGAAUGCGAACUUGUAGCUCGAUUUAAAGUGGUACGCACACAAAAAGUAACAGAAUCCUUAUCUUUGAGGUGGGAUCUUUUAAUGUGGCGUAUUAAAAGCAUCCGGAGAAGGGAUUCCCUUUGGUCACAUGAGCAAUUAUGUUGAAGCUGUAGAAAAACUCGUUUUAUUAAUCCAGGCCAAGACAGAUCUUCAAGUGGGUUUGACGCAAACUUGCCUGAUGACUCGCCCUUUCCCUGUUUCGUCCCUCCAGGGUGGCUAACAGCACUAAUAUACAGUUNAAAACUCGUUUUAUUAAUCCAGGCCAAGACAGAUCUUCAAGUGGGUUUGACGCAAACUUGCCUGAUGACUCGCCCUUUCCCUGUUUCGUCCCUCCAGGGUGGCUAACAGCACUAAUAUACAGUUUGUUGAUGACCUCCAAGGUCAAACCUUGAACUGGGAGGAGCUUAUGAGAAGUAACACAUUUGCUUCAAUUUAUUCAGCAAAUGAUAUUAACAAGAUACGAAUGACUGAUUGCUGCCCAGCGAAGGCUUUAAUUGAAGACCUCCUAUCCAGAGAAAUUCCACUAAAAGUCUUGCUAAGAGUUCUAUUUAAAAUUGGCAUGAAAAAAUGUUCAUUUUCAAUCCUUGAAAGACAGAAACCCAAACUUUUAACACAUGGGCCAUCAAUGGCAAAGUACUAGGGACAAGGCAGUAUAGUUUUUAUCUCUAGAAGUGGGUUGGACCCUGCCUCAACAGUUAAAAGUCAAAAAAAGACAGAAAAAAAAGACAAAACAUGACAAAGAAAAGACAAGGCAUGAAGUUCAAACAAGGGAAAUCUUAUUUUUCCUGUAGUAAUAGACACACCGACUGUUGCUGGUUGUUUAUCAGGUGUGUCAUCACUGUAGGAAGUAUCUGGAGUAGAUAAAGAGAGAAUGUUGUAGCACUGCCUAGGUGUGUUACUCUACAUAGACUCUAAAUGUAAUAUUUUUGGGGAUCAAACUUCGGUUUCUCCUUUGACAAAGUCUCAAGUUCUCAGCUUACGUGCCAUAGGGAAUGUAUAUAGAACCGUGUCAAUGUAGACACUCAAGAGUGACAAACGUCAUUUUCCUCUAAACAGCUGAUCCGUACACAAGAGAAAAGGACAUAGCUUUCAAUGGCGGUGUUUAUCAACUUGCAAUGAUUUUCAACAACAAUCUUUUUUGUGAACAUUUGGCAUUACCGAAAAGGGAUUAACAAUAGUUUUUGUUGUGGCUUUUCUCCAGUUCUGUCCUUGCUCCUUGAAGUAUCUUUAGCCUCUCAACCAGCCAUGGCAAUAAAAGAAUUGUUCAAAAGUGUGUCAAUGGCCUUUGGCUGUUCCUGGGACAAUUCUUCACUACCUCAUGUACCUGGCUGAUUUAAAAUGGUACUCAGGGUGUGUUAGUUGUUCAUAAACUUUUAAAUGGACGGUCUAGGAAACGUAUUAGCGUACAACAGGUCUUUUGAGGGAGGGGGCAUUUCAGGUGCAAAACUGGCUAAACUUUUCUAGUUAUUUAUUUCCCAGAUAAAACAUUAGUAUUGCUUUUUCUUCACUAAAUGAUACAAUAAAAUAAUAUAUCUUAAAGUGUGUAUAACAUGAGUGUAGUGAGUUUUGAAGUUUGUUUGUUACAGUUUGUUAAGAGUAUCUCUAAUUUAUUUAUGAGUGCGAAUUUAUAUAUAAGGUUAGUUUGUGCUGUUAGAAUAGUGCGUUUGCAACCUCGUUAAGUUGCCAAAUUUUUGUUCUACCCGUCCCCAAGGAGCGAGCAUUCUUCCAUCCAAACGCUGGACUGAACCGACAGCGAAGCAGCAGUAUGGCGUUUCACUUCAUGAACGGGCUCUUAAGAGAUGAGCUGAAUUGUUACUUCUUGCUUGAACUUGCUCAUGAAUAUCAAAUAGAGUCCAAUGUUGAGAAGUGCCAGUCGUUUAUGUUUUUUAUGGUCAAAGAAAAGAUAGAGAAUGACGUUCUUACGAUGCUCAUCUACGGGCAAAACUAUCACUUUAAAGCUCUUACAUCAGCGUGUAUAGAUGAAGUACGACACUUAUCGUUGAAGGAAUGA